This is a messenger RNA of Miniopterus natalensis, 1433 nucleotides long. NCBI's taxonomy places the organism in Eukaryota, Metazoa, Chordata, Mammalia, Chiroptera, Miniopteridae. The record is from RefSeq and is a predicted model, not a curated record.
UGCCGCGCCCCCAGAUCUUGCUCGGGGUCUGUCCCGCGGCUACGUGGCACGGCCCUGGCCCUGGCGCACAGUGAAACCCGAAACUCUCACGCCAGGCUCUGAGUGCCCUGCUGGCGAAUAUGGGCUGCGGGUCCGGACCUCUCCCAGAGGCUGCAUGCCUCUGCUCAGCCUUUGUCAGGAAAGGGUGGGAAAAAAUAACCCUAGCAUCCUGCGGUCUUUGUCUCGCCCAUCCCCAGUUUCCGAGUCUGCAGCUGGGGGAGCGGAUGAUACUGAGUCCUACGAGAACAUUCUGGAAAUGAAUGUGCAGUGCAGAGGAAUGCACGGGUGCCUUACACAGAUCGUCCUCCAGGGAGGACACGAAGGCCCAGAGAGGGAAGAUAUAUUUGGACAGGGUCACACAGCGCUAGAAAGCACGGAGCCUGGAGGAGAACCAUUCAUCCACCCUUGGUCUACUCUAGGCAGACUCCUAAGAUGGCAGCUCAGGGUGAAAUAUGAGUCAUCCAGGCUGCUACCUCCUUACCAAGAGGCAUCUCAGCUCAGAGUGGACUUCAGAGAGAAAGUGUGUGGGGUGUCCCUGGUGGUGAAUGUGGCCAGCGAGUGUGGCUUCACAGAGGAACACUACCGGGCCCUGCAGCAGCUACAGCGAGACCUGGGGCCCCACCACUUCAAUGUGCUUGCCUUCCCCUGCAACCAGUUUGGCCAACAGGAGCCCGACAGCAACAAGGAAAUUGAGAGUUUUGCCCGCCGCACCUACAGUGUCUCUUUCCCCAUGUUUAGCAAGGUCGCAGUGACUGGAACUGGUGCCCACCCUGCCUUCAAGUACCUGACCCAAACUUCUGGAAAGGAGCCCACUUGGAACUUCUGGAAGUACCUAGUGGCCCCGGAUGGAAAGGUGGUAGGGGCUUGGGACCCAACCGUGUCGGUGGAGGAGAUCAGACCCCAGAUCACAGCGCUUGUGAGGAAGCUCAUCCUGAAGAAGCGAGAAGACUUAUAACCACUUUCCCUCCUCUCUCACUGCCCACUCCCCCUACCUUCCAUGGACGACCAAAGCAAACUCAAAUGGUGCUUCUAAGGGAGAGACCAUGGCUCUCCUUCAUCCACUCUUAUCUCAUCUACUCCAUUAUUCCUGUGGGGGGGAAAUUCUAGUAUUUUGAUGAUUUGAAUCUUAGAGCAACCUAUAAGAACUCCUGGUCAGUGACAGCUCCUGACCAAUAAAUCACCAGUCAAUAAGAACCUCUAGCCCAUGAAAACAUGUGGCAAAUAGAAGUAUAUCAAGCAAUAAUCUCCUACCUAUUAAAAACUCUAUAAAACAGGCCGAUUCCUAGUUCACAGGGCUGUUGUGAGGAUUAAUGAACGACCUAUGGAUGUGUCUAGAGCAGUGCCAGCUCAAUAAGAGGCAUUCAAUAAAUGUUUUUUGCAUAUAAACCAAAAAA